This is a messenger RNA of Scatophagus argus, 7784 nucleotides long. It is a transcript of the gene klf13, whose product is annotated as Kruppel-like factor 13. Gene Ontology annotation, biological process: regulation of transcription by RNA polymerase II. Gene Ontology annotation, molecular function: RNA polymerase II cis-regulatory region sequence-specific DNA binding; DNA-binding transcription factor activity, RNA polymerase II-specific. Lineage: Eukaryota; Metazoa; Chordata; Actinopteri; Scatophagidae. The record is from RefSeq and is a predicted model, not a curated record. Bases 569 to 1369 code for a protein of 266 amino acids. The transcript has 2 exons.
GUGCCUCUGCAGUGCUUAUAACCGUGCCGCCCGUGACAUACAUCAUCUGAAUGCACGGAGGCAACCUGAAGUGUAACUUCAACUUAACUCGUGCUGUGCGGUGCAUUUGGGGACACUCAGCGUCCAAUGGCUGAGCGGUAGUGACGAUGCUUGCCGAGCGCUGCCGGUCGACACGCCUCCAGCAUGGAUACAACCAGCAGGAACAGGCGCUCAGGAGACACGCUCACUAUGCUGGAGAGUGUUUGUAGCCGCGAUGGGAGUUAACACAUCCAAGUUUCUGGAGGUCCUGGUUCCAGCGCCAUUGCACUAAACAAAGAUACUGGGUUUCUUAUUCUUUCUUUUUUUCCCCCCCUCUCUCUCUCUUUCUGAGGGGGCUUGUCUGCAAUUUUUUUGAGGCGUUUCUCUCACAAGAUGUUGAUGAUACUGGAAAGCCGGGUAAGAUCGUAAAGUCAGUUCUCUCUGAUGAGAACGACCUCCUCCUCCUCCUCACCACCACCACACAAAGGGAACCACGGAGCAAGUACUACUUUUUUUUUUCUUUCCACGCGCCAUCAUUUUAUUUUUCUGAAUGUCAUUAAGAAGCAGAGGGGGCUGUUUCAAAGACAAAAUGGAUCACUUUGCAGCAGAGUGCCUUGUUUCAAUGUCCAGUCGUGCAAUUGUUCACGCUCCUAAAGGGAAUAGGGAGAUUAAACCAGAAAUCCCGUCCUCCCCCAAGAACGGAGAGGAAAUCAAAGAGCCAUUGGUGAAAGAUAACUCCUCUCUUUUUGUGGUGGCUCGGAUUCUGGCGGAUUUUAACCAGCAGACUCCCAACAAUGUUGCCGAGCAGGCAAAAAUAAAGGAUGAGAGCAUACCGAACCUCAUAGAUGAUGGAAACUCUGCCACACCUACCACCAUCUCCGAUCCUUCGCUCAAACAAAGAGGCAAGAGAUCGCGAGGUCGAACUGAGCAAGAACCACCUCAGAAAAAGCACAAAUGCCACUAUUCAGGUUGUGAAAAAGUUUAUGGCAAAUCAUCCCACCUCAAAGCCCACCUAAGGACACAUACAGGAGAACGACCUUUCCCAUGUACCUGGCCCGACUGCAGUAAGAAAUUCGCCCGCUCUGAUGAGCUGGCCCGCCAUUACCGCACCCACACGGGGGAGAAGAAGUUCGGGUGCCCACUUUGUGACAAGCGUUUCAUGCGCAGCGACCACCUGAUGAAGCACGCCCGGCGCCACUCAGAUUUCCAGCCUGGCAUGCUGAAGAGGCCCCACAGCAGCGGCGGUGGCGGCGGUGGAAACACUCGUCCCAGCUCCCUUAGCGACUACAGCCGCUCGGACGCCUCCAGCCCCACCCUCAGCCCCGCCCUCAGCCCCGCCAACUCGCCUUAAACUGAAACCCCAUUGCACUUUCUGCCUCUGACCUGGGAGGCUUGUGUUUUUUGUCACAACACUUGUGUUGCACAGUUGUCAGCACCCCCCCACCCCCACCCCUUGCUAUUCCUGUGCUUGCUGUGGUGUACCAUACUGUACAUAACUGCUUAUUCUAGUGCAAUUACUUGUGUGAUCCGAAAAGAAGGUAAUGCCUUUCCCAGAUGGCAAUAUUUACAUUCUGUACCAUAUGUCUGUAUUUUUUUAGCUUCUGACCAUGGCUAGUUGUCCAAUGUAUGUUUGCAGUCAGCUAAACAAGGUUUAGAAAAGAAAAACAGACGCCCUGACAAGUCUUAUCAAAAUGGCUCUUUUUUUUGUUCUGUUUUUCUUUGUUUAUAUUAUUAUUAUUUUUUUCUGAACGGGUGAGGAGAGGGGGUAGCCUACACACACACAUACACCUCAGGAUUGAAGACAGUUGCUAUUUCUGUAAUACCACAGUACUUAACAGUACUCACAUUGACUGCACAAUAUACUCAUCACUUUAUUCUGAAAUUCAACGGGGGUUGAAUUUUACGCCCUGCUCAGGGAUGGCCUUGUUAGCUUGAAAGAAUGAACACGGUGAAGAGAAACAUACAGUUCAUAUAUAGCAGCCUUACACUCAACACAAUUUGCACUCUUUGUUUUUUCGUUGGUUUUUCACUUUCGAGGAAACUAGCCCUACAGUCAUACAGUCAGUCGUACUGGUCUCCAGCGUGUUCUGGUGGUUCAUAUGUAAUGGAAAUUAUAUGUGUUAAGAAAGAAGUCGCCACCUCAGUAAACAAAGUACAUCUGUUCCUCCACUGCAACGUUGAUAUUCGGCUGCCCUUACGCUGGGUGAAAUAUGCGUCUCAUUAAACAGUGGCGUGCGGUAUACACUUUGUAAAUCGGCAUUUUGGGAGGAUCGAGGUUGUAUUGGAUUGACAGUUUUUAUAAAUAUACUCAGCUGAAGAAACUUUAAACCCUUUAAAUAGAGACAGUUAAGUUUCAAAGCAGCUGUUUACUUAAAAAAGAAAGUGCUGUAUCAUCAGCCGCUAUUUCACACAAAAUGGACACAAAGGGACUUUAGUUGAAACAAUGUUUAUCCCUCUCUCAAGCACAUAGGAAAACGUACCAAAGACAAGAGUGAAUGAAAGCUUUCUAUUCAGUCUUGUAAGCCACCCUUCAUUGAGCCCUGGGGCUGGUGCUUGGCAGUAUCACAGGUAGAGCCAGACAGCCCACUCACUUCCCUCCUCCUGGCUUUGCCUUUUGUGGCCUCCCUGGAGGAAACAGCUGCAUCCCACAAGAAGCUAUUCACAGCCCGCAGGAGGAGUGCUAACACGCCAUUCCCAGGGAGUCCUCUCUCACCCAUCUGGCUCUACCUGUCCUGUCAGAGUGUCGAAGCUCUGAGCCUCCCAAAUUGCAUAAGGUUGUUUUACUUUGGAGGUCAAAUGUAGGCCAGAGAGUCUUGGGCAGAGCCUGGUGCUGGGCUGGUGGUGCAUGCAGCGAACAAAGCAGCUAUCUGCAAUAGACAGGCAAGAGAGGGCAGAUCCUGAUAAAAGAGGAGAGGUUUAUCAUGAGCUGAGCAGCACACAGGGAGGAGACAUCCCCACCUCUUCCUUCCCCAACACCCCCUUCCUCCCUCCAACUGUAGAAAUUGUGAGCAGAAAAACAUCUGUAAUUAGGAGGUCAAUCCGGCCUCUAUAAGAGUGGAAUGAGUAUGAACAACAUUACUACCUAGACGAUGCUAGCAGUGUAGGUGGGAUGUACCCAAGUCCAUCCUAAGCACAGGCAGAAACCCUCUAUUACUGCUGGAGAGUCAAAUUUCACAAUGCGACAGAAAAAUGCCGCUCCAUAUUCACAUUGAUGAACCAGAGGUCUCAAACAGCUGCUUUCAAACUUCUCUCUCACAAACAAGGGGGCUUUAAAACUGUUGUAAAAACAUUUGAGCCAAAAUGAACAUAUCAGCCAAGUGCAGUGCUCACCAGCCUCACGUCGUCCUGCCUGUGAAGCUCAGAUGUCCCGUGAGAAAGCUGACUUGUGUUUCUAGACAGACAUGCCUCAAUAAGUCAGGCAAAAGGCAUAGUAAACCUUCCAUGGAAACGGGCACCACUAUCCAAACUGCUGCAGCCCCGCCAGUCUGUGUUAUGCCUACAUUUUCUUUGAAUGCUUCGGCCGGAAAUAGUCUCGUCCAUGUAUUUGGUCCUGUCAGACCCCCACCAGUUGUCAUCAUGAGUUGCAUGUGCUAGCUUCGUCCCACCGACCCACUCUUGCCCUGUGGUCCUACGCUUCACACUAUAUGCAUGUUAACAACUUUGCCUUGGAAGCAUUGUGGGUUUUUUGAGGCGGUCUGGCAGGUGUAAGUUCAUGAAUGGCAGGCUUUGUCCCUUUUUCUCCACAGUAGCCAUCUCUCUUUAAAGUUGUGAAGAAUCAGCUCUGUCACAUCCUCCAGAGAGAAAACAUCCCUUAUUUAGAUCGAAUGCAGUAGUUUCCUCAGAACACCACAUGUUAAAAACAAAUAACCCUCUGUAAGAUGUUAAAAUAGUUUCCAGGCUGCAAGAUGACACUUUGAAUGCCACUGAUCAGCAGCUCUUAGUGAAAGAGGCACUGAGAGGGUUUUACAUUCACCACUUCUGGAAAAAAAAAAAGGAAGACAACAUGGAUUUUUGUAAAUUCAAAUUGCUGUUGAUCAGCUUUUUGUGGUUUCUAUCCAUAACUUUUUUUUUAUUGUCAAUUUUUGACUUGCUUUGUAGGGUAACUUUCUCUUCAAAAACAAAAAUCCGAAUAGCUCACCCUCAAGCGUGUUUAAUUAAUCACUUCUUAAUCCAUAAUCUGCACAUUUACCUCAGGGUCGACAUCCGCAAAACAGACAUGGGACAGUUUGUGGAUUUUGUUCUACCAUCAGUUUCUGCACAGAAAUGUCUGCCCCCACCCCCACCCCCGCCUCCCGGUGUUCCUUGGUGCUGAGUGCUCACUGCUGGUCAGUGUCCGACCACACUGGAAACACAGGAACGCCUCCGUACGGGCUCAGCACCUGCCUUUAAUGUCUUCAUAACAUCCUGCUAUACGCCUUAGUAAGCCCAGGGCACUCUGGAGCUGUUUUCAGUGAAACGCCCCUUUAAACACCUGUAACCCUUAGUGUCAGUGGACUUACAGUAGGCGACAGGAAAGCUCCUACCAUCUGAUAAUAAACCGACUGUGACAGUGUAAACGACCCGGUCUAUCCAUCCAUCCAGACUGCGCCGGUGACGUAUAGACCUCCACAGGCAGAGUGUCUCAUAACUUUUACUCUCACUGUACCAAAUCUACUUGAAUAAUUCAACACAAAAGGCCAUUGAACACAGUUUGUACUUGUCCAUUUUUACUGUACUUGCUUUUGUUGUCAAAUGAUUAUUAACCUCUCUGGAAAAAGGUGUACAGUAUGUUUGUUUUAUUGUUUCAUUUUAUUUUCUAGAUUUUCCAUUGUCUUCAGGUCAUUUCAACAACUCUUUACAAUUUGUCGGGCUGUAUAAAGGUACCAUACUUUGUUAAAAAACAAAAAACAAAAACAAAAACAAAACAAAGCAUAAUUUUAACCUAGUAAUGCGACUCACCCCUUUAAUCAGUUAAUACUCUGUUGAUGUCAGGAUGCAGGUUAUUCCAGUUAGCCUGCUAUCCAAAAAUUCCUCCAAGUCAUAAACUGAAAGGAUUGUUUGGGGUGACGAUAACAAAAGGAAACUUCCUGACCUCAAUGUACGACAGUUUAAGAUGGAGUGACAAUUUUUUUUUAUUGCUUUCUUUAUUGUUUAGAUAUUGUUUAAGUUUUCCAUAAGAAUAGAGACCACAGCAUUGUGAGUUAGCAAUGUAGUCAUAAUCUUUAUUCUUGCUUUUUGUCUCAUAUGAAAUAUUUAAGCUUGUAUGUUUUUUUAAAAAAAAUCAUACCUCUUUUUUUGACUUUUGUUGUACCUUCAUAUCUUUUCAAAACAUCCAUCAUGUAGCUUACGUUUGCUUGAUGAGGAGCACAAAUAAUCAGUGGUUUUAUUUGUCCCUACUUGAAAGAAAGAAAGAAAGAAGGAAAGAAAGAUGAACUUUUCUUAAAAAAAAAAAAAAAUACAAAAAACAAACACUGGGCUACAUUUUAUAUAAUCAUCCCAUGUUGUCAGGGUCCUGCACAUCCUUGUAUAUUCAAAAAGUAAUCUUUCCAGGAAAUAAUAAAACCUUAUUUUUAUUAUUUUAUGUUUCAAAAAUAUUUAAAAAUCCCUUUCCUUACUGAACUCCACAUAUUUGUCUUAUUUUCAAAGUGAGGGAUGAUGUCAGCUGUAAAUUACUAUGAAACUCCAUGUCAGCAUUUUUUAAUCCAACUUUUUAUGAUUGUAAUCCCAGUGCAGAUUUCAACAUCUGUUAGAGAAAACGGACUCUAAACAAAGACACAAUGGAAAUGCUAGGUUUCUACAAGAUGCUAACAAGAUGUACCAGUUAAUAUCUUUUUUCUGCUAAUUGUAAAAUAUAUAUAUAUAAAUAUAUAUAUAUAUAUAUAUUAAAGUGAACUGAUUGUUGCCUAGUAUGUAAAGAACUAACAAUCUUAUUUAAAAAGUUCAUAUUAAUUACAUGAAUAUGUCACUGAUCAGACCGUCUCAUCUGAAAUCUUCAUGACUGAUCUCAACAUACAAACAUGACAGAUGCAAUUGUGUGCCAAAACUAUAAUGGUAACUUCAUAAAGAUGAUACAAAUGUUAUGGGUUAAAAAACAAAAAAAGCUUCUAUCAAACAUUUAACAAACUUGUACAGUUUUUUUUAAAAGUGUGACAUGUUUUUAUGUAAUGUAUAGUAAUAUUUCUUUUUCUGCUUUAUGUAAAACAUUUUGAUUGUGUAGCUUUGUUUUGAUUUGGGUUUUUAUUUAAUAUUUUCUUCUUUAUGUUUUUUGUUUCUUUUUUUUUUUUUUUUUUGCUGUACAAUACUCGAGCAAUGUAUAAUGGCUUAUUACAGGUAUUUUUGACAUAAACAAUCUUAAUGAUAAUGAACACCCAACCAUUCCAAAGGAUUGAAAAUUGCAUUUGCUAUAAAUGUGCUGCUUACAUUGACCCGAUGCAUUUUUGUAGGUUAUGAAUAGAAGUCUGUCUUCACUGUGAGGUUUUAGACGUUGUGAGUUGUGCCCAAGGUACGUUUUCUAACUGUCAACAUUUCCCAGGUUAAAUCUCUCCUUUCUUCUCUUCAGGCUCUUUGCGAAGGCUAAGUCAAUUAGAGUGAACAACAUACAUGCAAUAUUUAUAAGUAUUAUAAUUUAAAAGUCAAGGACAUAAGGAGCAUGUCUUCCCUGGUGACAAAAGUCUUUUAACGUCUAAGAGGCAGCCAUGAUAGGAGAGAGUGGUUCUCGAGCAGUGAGAGGGAGCUCAUCAGAGGCUCCACACUUACAAGUUGUUACCAAAGGCUUUGAAGGGAAAGGUGAAUGUUGCAUUAACCUUGAACCCAACCCAGUUUGGAUCCUGGGUUCAACUUUAUAUGCUGUUAAGUGCUGAUCAGUGGAUGUUGUGCUUAAUAAGGACCUUUUUCUACAUUUCAAAUAAGCAACUUUAUAAUGUUAUCAUUAUUACUAUUAUUUUUCCUUUCUUUUUUUAAAACUUCACUUGAAUGAACAAAAACUUGUUAAUCGUCUUAGCAAACACGUUCUGAAUGAGUAGAAAAGCAGAAUAGCUGACCAUAUCUGUCUGUACCCUUCACAUGUGGUCUUGCUUGGAUGCCUGAGCUGACAGGUUGUGCCGUUUGCUCUUUGCUGUAGAAAUGCGGGGGGAAAAAAAGGUGACAAAAAGUGUUUUGCUUAAGCUUUGGAUAUUUUUGCCCUUAAAGAAUUUGUGUCAGGUUAUGCAGUGGACAGUGCUGUCAAUGACCUCCCUUUGAUUACAAGGAGAGCCUCUCACCAAACCUUUUGUUUCUGUUUCCUGUAUCUGUUUGUCCUCAGUGUACCUCCUCAGUGUAAUGUCGCUCUCUUAAUACCUCUGUGAGUUUCUCCUCUGCCCAUCACCAUCAGUUGCCUGUUGUAGUGACUCCAUGGUGCUGUUUCCCCUCUUGGCACCAGUAUAAUCUAAUCUGUAAAUAACUCUCGACUCAGCUAUGGCCAGUACAUUCUACUAUGACCUCACUCUAACUUUCAGGUGUCAUUUUAUUUUAUUUUACUUUAUUUUAUCUCUCAGCAAACCAAAAUCACUACAUUCAAGUAUUACAGUUGUACAGUUCCUGGGAUUCUACACACAUUUAAUGUGCUGGUCGUAGCUGCUCUGCUGUACCUUUUUAUGGCAUUAUUUUUUACAUGUUAGACAAUAUAUUGUGACCAUGUCCUAUGCAAAUAUGAAAAAUAACAGAUUGUUGACUAAUGUAUGUUGUCAUAACUUGUAUGCAUGAAAUAGUGAAGUUUACAUUUGGAAAUAAAUUCAUAAAAUAAGCAGCUA